AUGCGCCCACCGCUCUGUGCCUUCCACAGCCAAACUCGGACAUGGGCCGCGCACGGACACACAACCCCUGAGCACCCUGCGGCACACCCCGCCCCCCUCCCUAUCUCUUCCCCUCUAUUGUCUUCCAUCCCUCGCUCCCUCCAGCUCCCUCGCUAUCGGUAUGGUGUCCUUUGGUUCCUCCUGCUUGCCGCCCUGUGCCUUUGGCUCAUUGGACCCUCCCCUGCUCACGCUGCUCACUUCCGUGUCGGGGUGGUAGGGCCGUGGUCAUGUGACCCUCUCUUCUCCAAAGCGCUGCCGAGUGUGGCGGCCCAGCUGGCAGUCAACCGUAUCAACAGAGACCCUGUCCUCUCACUGGCAGCCACUUUUGAUUAUGUCAUUCUGGAAGAGAAAUGUGAGACUUCCAGGGCUCUGGAUGGGUUCAUGGGCUUCUAUACCAGGGCUACAGGCUUCAUCGGGCCGGCUAACCCUGGGUACUGUGACGCUGCAUCGCUACUGGGCAAGGGCUGGAACAAGGCGGUGUUUUCGUGGGGAUGUGUUGGCUAUGAGAUGGAUGAUGUGCGGAGCCACCCUACCUUUGCCCAUUCCAUGCCCCGGCCCACCUGGGUGCUGACCAGCCUCAUGCAGCACUUCCGCUGGGCACAAGUUGGCAUCAUUGCCUCCUCAGAGGACAGCUGGGUGGAGACCUCCAUCAAGGUGGCCAACUCUCUGAGGAGUCAUGGGAUGCCGGUGAGGCUGGUGGUUACCAUUGGUAACGACCCUGGUAGUGUCAGGAAGACCCUGGCCAAGCUCAAGAAGGUGGAGGACCUACGAUUGGUGAUCAUGUGUAUGCACUCUGCCCUGAUCGGAGGGGGACCUCAGAAGCUCCUGCUAGAAACAGCAAAGGACAUGAGACUGACCGAGGGAUCCCUGGUGUUUCUACCCUACGACACGCUACUCUACAGCCUACCCUACCACAAUGUCACCUACCCUGCCCUGAGGAGCAACAGCAAGCUACUCAAGGCCUACGAUGCCGUGUUGACAGUCACUAUAGACUCUCCCAAGACAACCUUCUACCAGGCCUAUCAGGAGGCUAUAGACAGGGGAGAGAUAGCGGGAAAUGUCAAGCCGACACAGGUGUCUCCUCUGUUUGGGACCAUCUACAGCUCCGUGCUGUUCAUGGCCCAUGCUGUCCACAGGGUCAAGGCCUCAGGGGAGUGGCUCUCUGGGGGGAACCUGGCCCGACACACCCCCAACCUGGCCUUCCAGGGCUUCAGCCACCCUGUGAGGACUAACAUGUCUGGAGCCAGCUUGGCUGACUACGUAAUACUGGAUACAGAUGGGAAAACCUGGGACCUCAGGCCCACACACAGGAUAGAGAUGGCUGCUGACAUGGUGAGGUUCCUGGGUAGAGAUAUCCACUUCCCACACGGUGUCUCCCCCAAAACUGACUCCAACUGUUGGUUCAUCAAAGGCGUCAUCUGCACUGGAGGUGUGGAUCCGUUCUCUGCUCUUAGGAUCUUCCUGGGAUUCGUCCAGACGGGUUUCGUCCUGUUUAUUCUAACCUACUGCAUCAAGCGACGCAUCAACCACAUCCGGUUGUUCCGGGGUCCCAACAAGAUCCUGCUCACUCUUGACGACGUCACCUUCAUCAACCCGUCGCUUAGCAACAAGAAGCUUAGUAUAGACAGCAACAGAAAGAUCAGUGGAGUCUCUCUGACGAGCCAUUCACAGCACAGCCUCGCGUCCCCCUUCUCUGAGCAAUCACCUGCUACCUACGAGAACUCCAACGUCGUCCUCUAUGAGGGAGACUGGGCGUGGCUGAAGAGACUACCUCAUGGAACGUUCAGGAAUAUCAACCCCAAAACCAGUGACGUGUUUGAAUUGAUGAAGGACAUGCGUCAUGAGAACAUUAACCUUUUCCUGGGUUUCUUCCACGACUGUGGAGUGUUUGCCAUCGUAACCGAGUUCUGCACCAGGGGAAGCAUGGAAGACCUAUUGCUCAAUGAGGAUGUCAAACUGGAUUGGAUGUUCAAGUCAUCACUACUGUUGGACCUUAUUAAGGGUAUGAAGUACCUGCACCACAGGAACUUGUAUCACGGUCGUCUGAAGAGCAGGAACUGUGUGGUGGAUGGACGCUUCGUCCUGAAGAUCUCUGACUACGGAUACAACGAGGUUCUAGAGGCAGCAAAGUUCCCCUACACAGAACCUCCUGCAGAGGACCUGUUGUGGACUGCCCCUGAGAUUCUGCGUGGCCCCUCCCCCGGUCUCUACGGCAGUCUCCAUGGAGACGUGUACAGCUUCGCCAUCAUCAUGCAGGAAGUGGUCAUGAGAGGCCCGCCUUUCUACAUGCUGGAGCAGACUGCUGCAGAGUUGAUCCAGAAAAUCCGUAAGCCCCCUCCUCUGUGUCGUCCGGUGGUCUCCCCUGACUACGCCCCUAUGGAGUGUAUCCAGCUGAUGAAACAGUGUUGGAACGAAGAGCCAGACAGACGGCCAUGCUUCGACCAGAUCUUUGACCUGUUUAAGAACAUCAACAAGGGCAGGAAGACCAACAUCAUAGACUCCAUGUUGAGGAUGCUGGAGCAGUACUCCUCUAACCUGGAGGAGCUGAUCAGAGAGAGGACUGAGGAGCUGGAGAUAGAGAAACAGAAGACUGAGAAACUACUCACUCAGAUGCUGCCACCGACGGUUGCGAAUGCCCUGAAGGUGGGUGGUACGGUGGAACCGGAGUACUUUGACAACGUGACGCUGUACUUCAGUGACAUCGUUGGCUUCACCACCAUCUCAGCCAAUAGCGAGCCCAUCGAAGUGGUUGACCUUCUGAACGACCUCUACACGCUGUUUGACGCAAUCAUUGGCAACCACGAUGUCUAUAAGGUGGAGACGAUAGGCGAUGCCUACAUGGUGGCGUCAGGGUUACCGGUUGCCAACGGAGAUCGUCACGCGGCAGAGAUAUCCAACAUGGCGCUAGACAUCCUCAGUGCUGUGGGCACCUUCAAGAUGAGACACAUGCCUGACGUACCUGUACGGAUACGCAUAGGAUUACACUCAGGUCCGUGUGUGGCGGGGGUGGUGGGACUGACCAUGCCUAGAUACUGUCUGUUCGGAGACACUGUCACCACAGCCUCUCGUAUGGAGUCCACUGGGAUGCCCUACAGAAUCCAUGUCCAUAACAGCACAGUUAAAAUCCUGCUGGAACUCAAGGCAGGAUACAAGGUGCAACUGAGAGGCAAAACUGACCUGAAGGGAAAAGGAGGAACAGAGGAGACCUACUGGCUCAUAGGGAAGGACAACUUUGAGAAACCUCUCCCCGUCCCCCCUGAAUUCAAGAAAGGGCAAAUGGCUCAUGGCCUGCAGAUGGAGGAGAUAGCGAGGUCUGUCCAGGAGAUCAAGGACUUCAAAGUGCUCCUCCAGAAGGCCGUGAAGAAGAUCUCCACUGUCAGAACGGUGGCUAUGGUUACUAUGGCGGACGACGACAACGUCAUGAUGCACCACCACUGACCUUUGACUCUAGCCAGAAAGAGGCAUCAUGGGAGCUACAGUAAAGGCAUAUUUUGACUCCAUUUUGAAUCAAUGGAACUUGGGGCUGACCAAUGAGGACCACCAAUUGACUAUUGUGUGGACAUCCAACUGUUUUGCUUUUAUGGCUCCCGGUCUGUCAGACUGAUUCUGUGUCCAUUAUGAGCCUUGGAUCCUCACUAUCGCCCCAUGGUCAACAAAGAGGGAACAGCAGGGCGGAAGAGGAUCCAGUGACAGGUUUGCGUCUGCAGGUUAUUGGUGAAUAUUCAGAAAAGCUUACAAGUGUCUGGUCAUACAUUGCCCAAGCAACCGUGUGUGUGUGUGUGUGACGGGGGAGGGGAAGUGAAAGGAUGUGCUGUGUAGAGAUUACUGCAGCUUGUUUUAAAUAUGAAGCAUCUUGCCGGACGGUAGGACUAUUAUUAGAACUAUCAGUGUUACUCAGUAAACCACAGAUCGGAUCUGUCCAGUGAGUCUACUCGCUUGGUGUCCCAUAAACGCUUUGCUCAAAGCCUCUUCCUGCUUUUCUUCUCCUCCUGAUUUCCUCCUCAUCCUCCUCUCUUCGUGCCCUGACGAAACCGUCUCUCUUGAGCACACUCUGUCCGUCCCCUGACUUACUGAAACGCAAGCUUUGCUUUUUUUUUUGUUCUUGCAUGUUGUGCUAUGUUGAUGUUCUUUAAUUGUAAACCUCGGACUCUUCCAGAAAAACUCUCCCAGAAUUUUGAACCUGCAUAGGUCAAAUCAAGUUGUAUUUGUCACAUGCGCUGAAUACAACAGGUGUGGGUUUACUUACGAGCCAUUUCCCCAACAAUGCAGUGCAAAAAAACAACAAUUACAGUAAAUAUGAUGGGUCAGUGAGGGGUCGCUGCAGGUGUGAAAAUCCCCAUAUUUAUACGUUUCUGUAAAAAUCCCCAUAUAAAGUGAUACGUUUCUGCAACAUGUGUAUAAAACAUCUGUGAAAUCACUCGUGAGUAUAUACUUGGGGCCUAGAAGGGACUGUUAUGUAUAGUAUGUGCUCACUGAGACACUUUGUAAUGUGAGAGACAAUUCAUCAAAAUAUCACCUGUAGGACUUCUCUGAUGUACAAACAUACACUCUGAUGACGCACAAACAUUCCUGUAUGGAAUAAUUAUUUCCAUCAUCAUCUUUUCAACACGCCUGUAUUAUAACCAAUUCAAGACGAUAUAAUAUUUUGUUUGUUUACCGGUGUUUAUUGUAUUUGUGUAUAAUUGUGUACUGUAACUUGUUAGCAUGGCUUGCAAUACAAAAUUGUGAAAAUUGUCA
Messenger RNA from Oncorhynchus masou masou (cherry salmon), 4776 nucleotides. It is a transcript of the gene gc2, whose product is annotated as guanylyl cyclase 2. Lineage: Eukaryota; Metazoa; Chordata; Actinopteri; Salmoniformes; Salmonidae. Gene Ontology annotation, cellular component: plasma membrane. The transcript has 26 exons. Bases 1 to 3477 code for a protein of 1158 amino acids. Gene Ontology annotation, biological process: protein phosphorylation; receptor guanylyl cyclase signaling pathway; intracellular signal transduction. The record is from RefSeq and is a predicted model, not a curated record. Gene Ontology annotation, molecular function: protein kinase activity; adenylate cyclase activity; guanylate cyclase activity.